This is a messenger RNA of Caenorhabditis auriculariae, 3514 nucleotides long. NCBI's taxonomy places the organism in Eukaryota, Metazoa, Nematoda, Chromadorea, Rhabditida, Rhabditidae. The record is from the annotation of a GenBank genome assembly.
AUGGAUCCUUUGGAUGACAUUAUAGCCCAACUUGGAGAAGUGGAAGAGUCAACAUCUCAAACAAAAUCAAAAGAAAUCUUACCAGGUUUUGCAGAAAUCUCAUUUUUCUACAAAUCUUGCUUUAUAGGUAUCAUUGAAGCCGAUUUUGUUCAUCCUACGAAGGUUGAAGAAGUGACUAAAAAUGAUUCACAAGACAAAUUUUUCGAAGAUGAUAGUGACGACGAUGAACUGACAGUUGACAAAAAGUGAGUGUUCCGUCUGGAUUAUUAAAAUUGGACAAAAUAAAUAUUUCUGUCUCUACAGAGAGCUCAACGAAAGUGGGAAACAGUUAGAAUCGUGGCUAAAAAAAUCAGAUGCUAGCGAACCACGUUUGGAAGCUCCUUGGAAGGCCAAAACGGUUUUGAAUUUUUGGAUGUGUAUUUGCAGAAAUGGGAUAAUAAGUUCAAAUGACAGAAAGCAUUGCUCAAAGAAGCGCCAAAGUUGGCGGACGAAAACUUUUGCGUUGCUUUCGAUAAGUUCGGCAUUUCCGUGAGGUUUGAUCACGACGAUUCUUAUUUUUUAUUUCACUCACAGAAAUCCCAAGGUGAGUUCUCAAACAUUCGGCAUGUUCACCGCAGGAAUGCAGCUUGUGCGAAGCAGCGAUCUCAGACCUUCAAACACCUUCAAAGGUUAAAAUUACAAUCUUGAAGGAUAGUAAGAUUUUUUUUUUCCAGAUUCUUGGUGUACCAUGGCCGUGAUUGUCGAGAAAAGUCUCACAAAGAAAAGUAACAAUGGAAACGAGUAUCUCGUAUGGAGGCUGCACGAUUUGAAGGUCUGCUGAGUUGUACAUCUAUUAUGGAGGGGUCUAAAUGUCAACUUUUUCAAUAUAUAUUUCAGGACUGUCAGUCAGCGACAGUGAAGCUCCUAAUUUUCGGAGAAGCCGUCAAGGAGCGCUGGAAGUUGCCGGUAAGUUUCAAUUUGAAGAUAAUAAUAAAAAGUUUUUUUGAUUAUUUCAGCUGGGGAUGGUGGUGGCGCUGAUGAGUGCCCAAGUAGCGGACGACGCUGCUGCCGCGGUUAAUGGAAAGUCAAGUAAGCCCAAGUUUUCAUUGAAAAAAACGUCUUUGAUUUUUCAGAAAACACAGGAGUGACCCUUAAAGUGUCAAAGCCAACACAGAUAGUAGAAAUCGGUCCAUCGGCUCAUUUUGGAGUGUGCAAAGUUUGUUUUUGUUGAAAAAAUUAAGGGGAAUGUGGCGCUUUAAACUAGGUAGUAGUUUUUUUUUUUUUUCUGUACAUGUUUUACCGCGCUUUAUGAAUUAGAAUUUCGAAAAAGCUUUUUUAAGCUUUCCGCUCUCCUUGCUAUGAGAAAUGUGUCGAAAAGUGUUUAGACAUUAAAAAAAAUCUCUUUGGUUCAAUUCGCUGUACCUACUUUCAAAAAAUGCCGCAUUGAAUAAAUUUUUAUUAACGCAGAUGCAGAAUAAGAAAAAAAAACUGCAUGUAUUUCUGACAAAGUACUAACUAGAAGUCUUCCUAGGAGAUGAGAUCAUUCCCUCAUGAAUAUUUUCCUCAAUAAGUAAACGUUUUAGUGUAUUUACUCAUCUCUAGGGAACCAAACAAGACGGCAAUCCUUGUUCGAAUUUCGUGAACAAGUCUUUGGGAGAAUACUGUGUUUAUCAUGUGAUGAACGCCGCGAGAAAGCUUUCUGCCAGAAGAGGUUUUCAAUGAAUUUUUCCAACCUUGAUGAGUAUUUGUGUCUCAGGGACGUUCAACGCGGUGACGUGCGGUCCGAAUGUGGGAGGCCUUUCUGUGAAGCGACCGGCGGCCAAGACGCCACUCGCCAGAUCUCUCACCGCUGGGAGGUGACCUCUCUUUUCGAGCGGAUUUGACUUCUGUCUCAGCUCUCCGCUGAUGCAGCUGAACAGUCCGAGCACUUCGCUAGCGAUUCGAGCGACGUCAUUCAAUGCGCCGUCGACCUCCGGCCAGAAGACGACGACCAAGGAAGAGGAGAAGGCUGUGCUCGACGACAUCAUCAGUAGCAGGGCGAGUUUUUGAAUUAGUCAACACAUUUUUUUUUUAGAUAGUCUCCGUAGCAAUUUUAAAAAAUCAGAUUUUUGACGAAAAGUUCUCUAACUUUUGAACACUUUUUCCUCUAUUCGAAUUCUUCUUUAUUUAUCUUUUAACUACAGAUGGAAUGGUAUGUUAUAAACCAUUGUGACAACUGUACAUCAUCGAAUCAUUCGAAACCAAAAUAUUUUAAUUGCUUUUUUUGUUUCAGAAAAAUUCUUUGGGAACCAGACAAGUUCUGCAAUUGAAAAGGUUACAAGAAGGUGCGAAGGUGAUGAAAAGCAGUAGUCCCCUCGCACGUCCCGCUUCUUUCACAGACUUUAUCAAGGUUUCCAGAAUGUUUCAUUAGUCGUAUAAACAGCGUUUCCAUCAGAAAGAGGAAAUGACGACCCUCAAAGAGUCCAGACCCCAGACGAUAGAUCUUUCCAACGGUUUGAAGCCUUCUGGUGGGGCCACUGUAGGAUGGCCUUCCUCUCCAGUUCAGGCGAAAAAACCUAUGGGAGCUCGUGAUGCGCAAGAACACGCAGCCAGAGUUUUCUCUAUCUGCUGUCUGAAAAACAGUUGAUUACUUUCAGCUGCGGGCGAUUGCCGUCCUCAAGAAACAACGAGAAGAAGCCAAGGCUGGCGUCAAACGAAAAGCGCCUCUGUCACCUAUGGAACCGGCCAAGAAGGCCAAAACCGGAGCCGACAUGGACGAAAUCCAAGCGUUGCUAAACCGGAAGAGCAUCCAUCAUCAAGAAGCGACCAAGGAGGAGGGAGAACGACUUCAGAAGUACCUGAGUGGCCUGGAAGAACGGGAACGUGUAGAGACCUUCACGACGACAUGCAUGUCGGUCAAAAACGUGAAGGUGGUCACUUGUAAACAGGUUCAACCGUGGCCUUCUACUAAUGUGAGCGAAAAAUUCCAGUGCAAGUACACGGCGCAGGCGCAAAGCAACUUGUGCCGAGAGGCAAAACACGAGGUGGUGAAGCACGACGCCGAGAAGCGCUUCUUCAAGUGCUCCUCGUGCAAAAAACGGACUGUCUGCUUCGAGUUGAUGCCCAUCAAGCCUUGCAAUGUGAGUAUUUUUUAAUUGACUUGUAGAUAAGGAUUUCACUGUUGGUCUAAAGGUGAGAAUAAAAUUUAGAAUACCCUCAAAAGUUAAGGAAAACUUUGAAGUUUGUGGAAUUCUAUAUAAUCGUUCCUCUCAUUUUUCAUUUAACAGAUAAUAUCUUAAGAUAAUAUUGUGGAAAAAAUACUUCCUCAGUGUUAUUCUAAGUUUUUACCGUUUUCAAACUAGUAUUCAGUAAUUAAACGUCGUUGAUCAUUAUUUAAUUUUAAAUUUAAUCUCAAAACUAGUUCAUGUUUUUUUUUGUUCAGACUUGCAACGAAACGAAGUGGGAGCGUGUGGCUAUGCGCGACGAACGAAAAGUCGUGCUCGAAAACGAGAAGCUCUUACUACGAGGCGAGGAGCGUACUUUUGUUAAUGUUUGA